Molecule: messenger RNA, 1023 nt
Organism: Aegilops tauschii subsp. strangulata
Lineage: Eukaryota; Viridiplantae; Streptophyta; Magnoliopsida; Poales; Poaceae
Source: RefSeq, a predicted model, not a curated record
AUGCGGGCUCGUCGUGACCGGAGUCUGCGGCAGGUCUUCCAAGGACAGCGACUGCAGUCCAUAUGUCAAAUUUGUCAAAUUUGCCGCCGCCUGCCUCCUCCCGUACUCGCGCCCUCUCUCCUCUUCACAGUCGCGGCUCCCCACCCUCUUCCUCCCUUCCCCGCGCCGCCAUCUCCACCUCCUCCCCUGCGGCCGCCACCUCUGGCUCCUCCCCUCUCGCCGCUCGUCUUCCUCCUCCCGUAUCCCAUCCCCGUCGCGCCCCCCUCCUCCCCACGAAAUCGCAAGCGGCCCUGCCUUGUGCUAGCCACUCGUGGUCAUGAAGGGCGGCGGAGCCAGGAGCGGUGGAUUGAUGCGGAUGCGACUGCGGCUCACCCUGUAGAGAGGAUCGAGGACGGCAUUGGGUGGUUGCUCUGGAUCCCAUCAUCAGAAGGGAAGGGAAAAGAAGAGGGUGAGCGAGCAAGUCAGGCGGCGGCCAUGGUGCUCGCAGAUCCGCCGGCGCCGUCGUCCGACCUCGGCCUCCGAGUGCUUCUGCUCUGCGGGCGUGACGGUACGGGCUGCCUGCUCCGCGCCCAUGCCAUGGCUUGCUUGGGACACCGUCCUCCCACCUGCUCCAACCCUAAUCCUAGCGUUUCUGCUGCUGGUCAAGGUGCUGCACACUUGCUUGAAAAGUUGAUAACGGAUCUCCACGCUGAUGGGUGAGCUUCUUCUCCUCUAAUCUUGUGUGGUGCAGUCUACCUUGAGGAGAGGGAUUAGACAUUUUUGUUUUCUUCUUGUGGAGGAGAUUUUCAGAUUGAGCUAGGUUCCAAAGAAGAGAUUUUUCUUUGUCUUUCUUGUUUUGUUUGUACCUUGGUGCCAAGGAGAGCCUUGGAUCUAGCUAAUUAUUUACAGAGUACAUAUUUGUUGCUUUGCUUGGUUUGUUGGCCAUAUUCUAACCUAUGUCCGUGUAUGCAUAGAGGUGCUAGGUAAGAUAUAUAUGUAUGUACUAUUGUUCUGAAGCAAAUAUCACCUUUAGUUUUUACACUG